Phytophthora sojae is the source of this 177-nucleotide messenger RNA. RefSeq lists its product as hypothetical. The transcript has a single exon. NCBI's taxonomy places the organism in Eukaryota, Oomycota, Peronosporomycetes, Peronosporales, Peronosporaceae. The annotation marks the transcript as partial. The record is from RefSeq and is a predicted model, not a curated record.
AAACCUACUGCUACCGCACCGAAGAAAGGAUGCCUAAAAUGCGGAGGACCUCAUUGGUUUUCUAAGUGCCCUGAAGCCAGUGACGCUGAGAAGCGAGAAUUGCCGAAGCAGUUCUACAAGAACAAGGACAAAGCGUCCAGCGAUGUGAACAUGAAGCGACUUCGCGAGGAAAACUGA